AUGACCCAGGCAGAACUCGGCGUCCAGGGAGUCCACUUGAUCCCGCAAGGGACCGCGUACGGCCUGCUCAUCGGCCUGGGCGUGCUCUUCUGCGGAGUGAUCCUGGUCGCCAUCAAGAUCCAGAAGGCCUAUUUGUCCGAAGACUCGGGCACGUCCGAGAUGUUCAUGGUUGCCAAUCGGUCUGUCGGCACAGGGCUGACGGCGUCGGCGGUGUUUUCGUCCUGGAUGUGGAUCAACGAGACGGUCCUGGCGGCCGCCAUGUGCUACCGGUACGGCCUGGCCGUGCCUCUGUGGUGGGGAUCGGGCCUCUGCUUCCAGAUCGCCCUGAUGGCUGCCCUGGGGGUCAUGGCCAAGAUCCGCGUGCCCUACGCGCAUACCUCGCUCGAGAUCAUCAGACAGCGGUACGGCUGGAUCGGCCAUGUUGUCUUCAUUCUCCUGAACAUCACCAACAACGUCUUCGGCUGCGCCUCCAUGAUCCUGACCGGCUCGCAACUGAUCUAUGGCGUCUCGGGAAUGCACUUUGUUGCUGCCACCAUUCUGAUUCCGCUGGGGGUGGUCAUGUACACGGCCGUGGGAGGCUUGAAGGCGACCUUUCUCACGGACUUCCUGCAUACGACCGUGGCCCUGAUUCUGAUCAUCUACUUCACCCUCUCCGUCCUGACACACCCGGCUGUCGGCGGCCUGUACGGUCUCUACGACAAGGUCAUGGCCACAGCCGGCGAGAACCGCAUCCCGGGCAACUAUAAGGGGUCGUUGCUCACCAUGAAAUCCAAGGGUGCCAUCGUCUGGGGAUUGAUCCUCAAGUUCGGAAACCUUGCCCUCGUCGUCACGGAUACUGCCUUCUGGCAAAAGUCCUUUGCCAGCGAGGUGAAUGCAACCGUCCCCGCGUACAACCUCGCCGCACUGGCUGUUUUCGGGAUCCCGUGGGGCUUGGGAACGGUCAUCGGGCUGACGGGCAGGGCACUUCACAACACCCCCAUCUUCCCUACCUACCCGGAUGGGAUCUCAGACGCACAGGUGAAUGCCGGUAUGGUGAUGCCGCUCGUCGUCAAGGCUCUCAUCGGAGACUCGGGCAUUGUCGCCUUCUUCGUGCUGCUGUUCAUGGCCUUGACCAGCACCGUGUCUUCCUCCAUGAUUGCCGUCAGCAGUAUCCUCUCCUUCGACGUGUACAAGACGUACAUCAACCCAAAGGCAUCCGACCAAAGACUGCUCCAUGUCAGCCAUCUCACCGUCGUCUUCCACGCCAUCUUCAUCACCGGAGUCUCAAUCGCCAUGAACUACGGUGGCGCCAACAUGACCUGGAUUGGCUAUUUCCGGCCCAUCCUCUCCUGUCCCGGCAUCAUCCCCCUGGCGCUGACGCUGUUCUGGUCGGGCCAGACCCGGCUGGCAGCGAUCCUGGCGCCUGUGCUCGGCUUCUUCACGGGGCUGGGUAUCUGGCUCGGUGCCGCAAAGGCCAUGUACGAAGCCGUCAAUAUGACCACCACGGGGGAGAACUAUCCCGCCCUGUACGGGGCUAUCGGCUCCUUUUUCUCACCCGCGCUGUACUCGGUGGUGAUCUCCAUGUAUAAACCACAGACGUUCGACUGGCGGAUCUUCCUCCGCAUCGAACUCGCCGACGAAGCCCAACUCCACGCAUCGGACACACCAGACCAUCCGAACCAAAAGCCGCAACUCGAUAGCAAGCAAGCAAGCGAGACGUCCACGCCCGAAGCAUCCGACAUCGACGACCUGGAGCGCGCAAAGGCCGGAUAUGAAAGCGAAAAGAACCCCGCCGCAAUCUCCACAGGACCUCCGACUUCCCCAACGCAGCUGAGCCUCGACGACGUCCGGCACCCCUUCAGCGAACAGACACUGAAAGAGCUCUUCCGCUGGAACCGCAUCGCGUGGAUCUUUUUCGUUGUUAUUGUCCUCAUCACCUUCAUCCUCUGGCCGAUGCCGUUGUACCGGAAUUAUGUGUUUACAAAGCCGUUCUUUUCGGGCUGGGUGACUGUCGCUAUUCUGUGGCAGUUCUUUGCGUUCUUUGCCGUGGUUGUUUUCCCGCUCUAUGAUGGUCGGUGGGAGAUUCUUCGGGGGGCCGUGGGGUCUUGGAAGUCCUCGAGGGAGUUUGUGAGGAGGUGGACUAGUAGGCCAUAG
Messenger RNA from Monascus purpureus, 2133 nucleotides. The record is from the annotation of a GenBank genome assembly. NCBI's taxonomy places the organism in Eukaryota, Fungi, Ascomycota, Eurotiomycetes, Eurotiales, Aspergillaceae.